Molecule: messenger RNA, 1419 nt
Organism: Emiliania huxleyi CCMP1516
Lineage: Eukaryota; Haptophyta; Isochrysidales; Noelaerhabdaceae
Exons: 4
Coding region: 1-1419 (472 amino acids)
Source: RefSeq, a predicted model, not a curated record
AUGAAGAGGGGAUACCGUUACGCACCCAACGACACCGACGACUGCAUCCGCUUGCUAGAUACGGGCGGCCGCGGCCCUUCUUCGUGCAACAACAACCGCGACCUUGUUACUUCGGUGGUCCACAGCAUCUCCGGAUAUUCAUCUGUCGACGAACUCCUUCGCGGGAUCGCCGACAGCCCCUCGGAAGAGGAGUUCGAGCUCGUGGACGAUCUCGUGCGGUUUGUGCCUGAGAGCCGCAGCGCGAUGGUGCAGCCAAAUUCCAUCUUGUCCCUGUGCGAGCUGUUGCGGGGAGAGGAUGCCUCGAUACGGAUCAAAUUCACUUUGGCUGAACUCAUCGAGCCCCUUUGUGAUGGUUCGGACGACCGCUGCAGCGCUCUCUGCAAGGCAGGAGCUGCGGAGCUGCUGAUUCGCUUAGUAUGGGAGGCUGCGCAUUACCCUUGCAGGUGCUGCGGGGCUCGAGCCUCUUAUUCGUCUCUCGCCGCGCUGUCUGCCCUUGCAGCGAGUCCAGUAUGUGCUGUGGCCGUCAUCGGGGCGGGCGCUCUGGCCAUGCUUGAUGCGCUGCUGUUGAAGAGCCAUAGAAAGGAGGAGGAGGAGGGGAGGAGGGAGUGCGCGGUCCGCCUGCUCGCCGCUCUUGCGGCCCCCGAGUCUGCAACUGCAAUCACCGCAAGCGCCUCCGCUCUGGCCUCGUCGGAGGCAAUCCCCCCGCUGGUUUCGAUGCUCGGUUGCGCUUACGAUGGCGCGGACGAGAUGGCCGCGAGGCUGCUCUGCAGCCUCUCCAAGUGCCCAGCUGUCCGAGGUGCCGUCAAGAGCUCGGGGGCCGUCCCACGGCUGUUGGCGCUGCAGAAGGGUGGGGGCAAGGCGGCUCGGCGGGCAGCCUUUGCUGCGCUAGCACAUCUGAAGCGUAAGGCGGAGGCGGACGACACCAAGGAGAACGCCGUCGAUAUCGCCGAAGCCGAGAGGGUGGCCAGAGAGGCCGAGAAGGCACUCCUGCAGGAGGUCGCCCUUCAGGAGGAGGAGAAGCAGGCGGAACCGCAGCGGCGGAGUGCCCGUAAUAAGGCCAAGCGGGAGAAGAAUCGACAGAAGGUCGGCAUGAAGAAGCACCGAAAGCGCGGCAGUCACGCGGACGUCGAAGCGGGCGCCGCCCUCGAUGGCAUCUCCGAGGAGGCUGGCGACGAGUCGGACAAGGCAUCGACAUCAGGCGAUGAGAUUCCGGCGGCACCCUCUUCGAAGGAGCAGGAGGAGUUUGGCUUUCCAAGUGCUAGCACCUUCAAGGCCGCUCACUUUGCCAGCCAAGGGAACCUCUCGCAAGUGCUCCGCUCCGCCCACGCGGUCUUGUUGAGCAGCAGCGCGCCGCUAGAGGGCGGUCUCAUCCAGCAGGCGGACCGGCAGCUUGCGCUGCUCGGCUUGACUGCGAGUUGA